Molecule: messenger RNA, 3478 nt
Organism: Spinacia oleracea (spinach)
Lineage: Eukaryota; Viridiplantae; Streptophyta; Magnoliopsida; Caryophyllales; Amaranthaceae
Product: DExH-box ATP-dependent RNA helicase DExH9
Exons: 14
Coding region: 152-3127 (991 amino acids)
Biological process (GO): RNA catabolic process; maturation of 5.8S rRNA
Cellular component (GO): nucleus
Molecular function (GO): ATP binding; RNA binding; RNA helicase activity
Source: RefSeq, a predicted model, not a curated record
AGUAGAAAAAAACAACAACCCAAUUAGGGCCUCCAAGUCUCUCCCGGUCCUCCCUGCCUCUCUCGUUGCUCACUCUGCCACCAUAAACGACUGCUUGCCUCUGUAAUAGUUCAAUUGAAUUCUCUGCUGUUUCGAUUUUCGCCCAAAAUCAAUGGGUUCUGUGAAGAGGAAAUCAGUAGAAGAGGAAAACCCAUCAAUGGAGUCUAACCCACCACCCCAAAAAGUGAUGAGAGAGAAUAGCAAUAGCGGCACCGUUGCCUGCUUUCAUGAUGUUUCAUACCCUGAUAGCUAUGUCCCUCGUUCUUCUACCUCCAAUUCAAGCUCUACCUCUACCCCUGCUAAGGAAUUCCCCUUCUCCCUCGACCCUUUUCAGGCUCAAGCUAUCAAGUGCCUUGAAAAUGGCGAGUCUGUUAUGGUGUCAGCCCAUACCUCAGCUGGUAAAACAGUUGUAGCAUCAUAUGCUAUUGCUAUGUCGUUGCGCAACAAGCAAAGGGUGAUAUAUACUUCCCCUAUAAAGGCUCUUAGCAACCAGAAAUAUCGAGAAUUUAAAGAAGAGUUUUCAGAUGUUGGUUUAAUGACAGGGGAUGUCACCAUUGAUCCUAACGCUUCUUGUUUGGUGAUGACAACAGAAAUUUGGCGAAGUAUGCAAUAUAGAGGAUCUGAAAUUACAAGGGAGGUGGCAUGGGCAAUAUUUGACGAGGUUCAUUAUAUGCGUGAUAAGGAGCGAGGUGUGGUAUGGGAGGAAAGCAUAGUGAUGGCUCCAAAGAACUCCCGGUUUGUGUUCCUUUCAGCAACUGUACCUAACGCUAAGGAGUUUGCAGAUUGGGUUGCAAAGGUUCACCAGCAACCAUGUCAUAUUGUUUAUACAGAUUAUCGGCCAACACCACUUCAACACUAUAUAUUUCCUUCAGGUGGAAAAGGCCUGUACUUGGUGGUGGAUGAGAAGGCCAAAUUUCGUGAAGAUAGUUUCCAGAAAGCCUUGAAUGCUUUAGCUCCUGGUGGGGGUGAAAAGAAGAGAGAGAAUGGGAAGUGGCAAAAGGGUGUGGUCGUUGGUAAGUUGGGAGAAGAAAGUGAUAUAUUCAAAUUGGUGAAAAUGCUUAUACAGCGUCAGUACGAUCCUGUUAUAUUGUUUAGCUUCAGCAAAAGAGAGUGUGAAUUUCUUGCCAUGCAGAUGGCAAAGAUGGAUUUGAAUGGGGACGAUGAGAAGGUUAACAUAGAAACUAUUUUCUGGAGUGCGAUGGACAUGCUAUCUGAUGAUGACAAGAAGCUUCCUCAGGUUACAAAUUUGUUACCUCUCUUAAAGCGCGGAAUAGGAGUUCAUCAUUCUGGCUUGCUGCCAAUUCUGAAGGAAGUAAUUGAAAUUCUUUUUCAAGAAGGGCUUAUCAAGUGCUUGUUUGCAACAGAGACCUUUAGCAUUGGUUUGAACAUGCCUGCGAAGACUGUUGUGUUUACAAAUGUCCGUAAGUUCGACGGAGAUAAGUUCAGAUGGAUAUCCAGUGGAGAAUAUAUACAAAUGAGUGGUCGUGCUGGUCGGCGAGGUAUUGAUGAGCGUGGGAUAUGCAUUUUGAUGGUAGAUGAGAAGCUUGAACCUUCAACAGCCAAGAUGAUGCUUAAAGGAAAUGCUGAUAGUUUGAACAGUGCCUUUCAUCUGAGCUACAACAUGAUUUUGAAUCAAUUACGGUGUGAAGAUGGUAACCCUGAAAAUCUGCUUCGCAAUUCCUUCUAUCAGUUUCAAGCUGAUCGUGCAAUUCCUGAUUUGGAGAGACAUGCUAAACAACUUAAAGAGGAGAAGGAUUCAAUUAUUAUUGAAGAAGAAGAAACCUUGAAGAACUAUUACUCUUUAAUUGAGCAAUACAAAAGUUUAAAGAAAGAUGUGCGCGUUAUUGUUUAUUCUCCAAAGUAUUGCCUACCUUUCUUGCAGCCUGGAAGACUUGUGUGCAUUGAAUGCACAAAAACUGAUGAGGACCCGCCAUCUUUCUCCAUUGAGGAUAAUGUGACAUGGGGUGUUAUUAUAAAUUUUCAAAGGAUUAAGAGUACUUCUGAAGAUGAAAGCAGUAAAAAGCCAGAGGAUGCAAGCUAUACUCUUGAUGUUCUUGCAAAAUGUAUGGUGAGCAGAGAGGGUGGUGCAAAGAAAACUACUAAAAUUGUUCCACUAAAGGAUCCCGGAGUGCCUGUUGUAGUGUCUGUUCCACUUUCUCAGGUUUACAAUUUGAGUUGCAUACGUGUGAUCAUGUCCAAGGAUCUUUUGCCAUUAGAGGCUCGAGAAAACACCUUGAAGAAGGUAUCAGAAGUUAUUUCCAGGUGUUCUAGAGAGGGGGUUCCUUUGCUAGAUCCUGAAGCAGAUAUGAAGGUUCAAAGCAGCUCAUACAGAAAAGCUGUACGUAGAAUUGAAGCAUUGGAGAGUCUGUUUGAUAAGCACGAAGUUGCAAAGUCUCCUUUGAUUAAGGAGAAGCUUCAAACUUUGCAUAAGAAGCAAGAACUUGCUGCCAAGAUAAAGUCUAUUAAGAGACAGAUGCGUGCCUCUACUGCCUUAGCAUUUAAGGACGAGCUCAAAGCAAGGAAACGGGUUUUGAGACGGCUUGGAUACGUUACCAAUGAUGAUGUUGUGGAGUUGAAGGGGAAGAUUGCCUCUGAAAUUAGUAGUGCUGAUGAGUUGACGCUGACAGAGCUUAUAUUAAAUGGUGUUUUCAAGGACAUAAAGGUUGAAGAUAUGGUGGCCCUUUUGUCAUGUCUUGUAUGGCAAGAAAAACUUCAAGAUGCUCAAAAACCUAGAGAAGAACUUGAGCUGCUUUUUGCACAAUUACAAGAUACAGCUAGGACGGUUGCCAAAGUCCAGCUUGAGUGCAAGGUCCAAAUUGAUGUGGAGAAUUUUGUGAGCUCAUUCCGGCCUGAUAUAAUGGAGGCAGUCUAUGCUUGGGCAAAAGGAUCCAAAUUCUACGAGAUCAUGGAAAUUACACAGGUUUUUGAGGGGAGCUUGAUUAGGGCUAUCAGGAGAUUGGAAGAAGUCCUUCAGCAACUCAUUCUCGCAGCUAAAUCUAUUGGGGAGACGGAGCUUGAAUCUAAGUUUGAAGAUGCUGUCUCGAAGAUCAAGAGGGAUAUAGUAUUUGCUGCAUCUUUAUAUUUGUGAUUGCACAAGUUUGAAAUUUUUCUAAACAGUUUAUAGCAUAUAUAUAAGGAAAAGAAGCCCGUCCUUUCGUGGAGACUACCCGAAGAACCAAUUUGAGGGCUCAAUUUUCGCAUGGAAGAAGAUACUGCAACGCACUCAAGACAGUUCCAAGUGAUGCAGUAAUUUUUGUGCACAACACCUUUAAUUGAUUAUGAGGUCCUUUUGUAUCUUUCAAUUUGUUUUUUUGUUAACUUAUUCGGGGAAAAUCAAUAUAUUAGCCAGAAUUAAGUACAAUCACUUUUUUGUUCUCUAUUUUUCUUCAUUGUUACGAUCAUCUUUUGAAUUACCAUUAGUUCUCUGUUUAAGGGUGCA